AUGAACAAGCAUAAGUAUCGUGUGGAGAUCCAGCAAAUGAUGUUUGUCUCUGGUGAGAUUAACGAUCCGCCUGUGGAGACUACAUCGCUGAUAGAAGAUGUAGUAAGAGGCCAAGUGAUAGAAAUUCUCCUGCAGUCAAACAAAACCGCACAUCUCAGGGGAAGUAGAAGUAUUUUGCCCGAAGACGUUAUUUUUUUGAUCAGACAUGAUAAGGCCAAAGUCAACCGUUUGAGGACAUAUUUGUCGUGGAAGGAUUUGCGUAAGAAUGCCAAGGACCAAGACGCUAGUGCUGGCGUGGCAGCCGCUAGUGGGAACCCUGGAGCAGGCGGUGAGGAUGAUUUGAAAAAAGCAGCUGGUGGGGAAAAAGACGAAAAAGAUGGGGGGAAUAUGAUGAAAGUCAAGAAAUCUCAGAUAAAACUGCCAUGGGAACUACAGUUUAUGUUUAAUGAGCAUCCUUUGGAGAACAACGAUGAUAAUGACGAUAUGGACGAAGACGAACGAGAGGCUAAUAUAGUAACUUUGAAAAGACUGAAAAUGGCCGAUGACAGAACUCGAAACAUGACUAAAGAGGAGUAUGUGCACUGGUCUGAUUGUCGACAGGCAAGUUUUACAUUUAGAAAGAACAAGAGAUUCAAAGAUUGGUCCGGGAUAUCGCAGUUGACUGAGGGGAAACCGCAUGAUGACGUUAUUGAUAUUCUGGGGUUUUUAACUUUUGAGAUUGUUUGCUCUUUAACGGAGACGGCACUGAAGAUUAAACAAAGAGAACAGGUUUUGCGAGCUCAAAAGGACAAGUCCCAACAAUCUAACCAGGAUAACUCGAACUUUGAAUUCACAUCAUCUACAUUACAUAGAAAGAAGAGACUGUUCGACGGUCCUGAAAAUGUUGUCAACCCGCUCAAACCAAAGCAUAUAGAAGAGGCCUGGAGAGUAUUGCAAAUGAUUGAUAUGAGACAUAGAGCUUUGACCAAUUUUAAAGGUGGAAGACUCAGUUCUAAGCCAAUUAUCAUGUAA
Saccharomyces kudriavzevii IFO 1802 is the source of this 1011-nucleotide messenger RNA. It is a transcript of the gene SPT3, whose product is annotated as transcriptional regulator SPT3. Lineage: Eukaryota; Fungi; Ascomycota; Saccharomycetes; Saccharomycetales; Saccharomycetaceae. Gene Ontology annotation, molecular function: transcription coregulator activity; protein heterodimerization activity. Gene Ontology annotation, cellular component: SAGA complex. The record is from RefSeq and is a predicted model, not a curated record. The transcript has a single exon. Gene Ontology annotation, biological process: transcription by RNA polymerase II. Bases 1 to 1011 code for a protein of 336 amino acids.